UAGCGCAGUUUGCGCCUAAGAACGGAAAAUAAGAUAGUUAGUCAGUUUAAAAAUUAGUUCUCAAUAAGAUACUCGAAGCGAAUUGAAGCUAUGAGUAGGAGUAGCAACACCUCACUUGCAAUUGUCAUUGCUUCGAUCUUAAUUUGUGUAUUAGUUCCGCUGGUUUUGGCCCUAGAAUUUGGAUACGGAGAAAGUUAUGGACCCGAGCAGUGGGGAGAGUGCAGUGGAAAACACCACAGUCCCUUAACCAUCGAUUUGGUUAAUGCCGUGGAGAAGAAUUUUACCGACCUGGAGAUUAUAAAUUUCAAUGUAGUACCCAGGACUUUUGAAAUGUCGAACAAUGGGCACACGAUACUGGUUAAGAUGAGUUUCAAUAAGGAAACAGUGCCGACGGUAAAAGGAGGUCCUUUCGCGGAGAGAACUCCUUUGGGCUAUCAGUUCGAGCAGUUCCACUUUUACUGGGGCGACAACGAGACCUUUACCAAUAAGGAUAUGGUCAUAAACCAAGCUUACCUCUUUGAGCUCCAUUUGGUACUACGGAAUUCGGAAUAUCCAAACUUAACAAUUGCUAUGGAGAAGGAUCAUGGAAUCGCUGUUAUGGCCUUCUACUUUCAUAUCGGACUCGUUCCAUUUAGGGGCUAUGAGGACUUCACCAACUUACUCGCCCAGAUUGACCGGAAAGGCCAAAGCGUGAAUAUGAAAUACCCAUUUCCUCUUGGAGAAUACAUUUCGAAGCAUAUGGAUAACUACUUCACCUAUAGUGAUUCUCUGACAAUUCCACCUUGUAGUGUGGAGGCUACCUGGUUGUAUUUCCCAUAUACCAUUGACAUUUCGGAGGAGCAAUUCAAUAUAUUUUACCGGCUGACUGCCAACGAUGACCAUCUGAAGAACGAUUUCCCACCCAACGAUCCAUUCAAUGUAGGCACUUUGUACAAAAACAAAGAGAAUCGGAAUGAUUCUUAUAGUGUGCCGCUUGUUAAUGUGGCAAACGCGGCUGAGAAGUGGAUGCCCCAUUUAAUGGAAGCUCUGCUUUAUGUUUGUGUCGUCGUAACGCUAUUAAGGACCUCCGAUUUCAGCGGUUUUUAAUUAGAGUUCGAUGGUUAAAUCGAUAUAUGCCUAGCAUGCGCUUAGGCGUUCAAUUAGGGCUGUAUUUAACCUUUUCCCAUUAACCACGAGUCCUGUCAGCAGGACAUCCAUAUACCUACGGAUAAGAGAUGGGCGGAAACGAGCGGACAAUUUAUUAAAUCAGAAUGGUUUUCUAGCACGAUACCCUUACUCAUCAAUUAUUCAGCCCCUUGAUUUUACAUGCUUGUCAAUGUAAAAAGGUUUUUUACAAAUUAUAUUUGAUUGUUCUGUGGAAUAACUAACAGCUUAGUAAAUGACCGUUUAACGAAAGUAUGUUCAUUAAUAGACUAUACUGAAAAAAUAUUUUAAUAUUACAUUUUCAUAAAAAACAAAUUUAUGUACAUAUAAGAUUGUAAAGCUUUGACGCAGAUAA
Molecule: messenger RNA, 1498 nt
Organism: Drosophila suzukii
Lineage: Eukaryota; Metazoa; Arthropoda; Insecta; Diptera; Drosophilidae
Product: carbonic anhydrase 1-like
Biological process (GO): one-carbon metabolic process
Cellular component (GO): plasma membrane
Molecular function (GO): zinc ion binding; carbonate dehydratase activity
Source: RefSeq, a predicted model, not a curated record